CUCCAACCGGUUCAUUGCGAUUACUCAGAUUACUUUUGAAUGGAUCUAUUUGUAAACAAGUGUAGCGAAAGCCGGCAAAUUUUGCCUUCAAAUAUUACUUGAAUUUUUUAACUUUUAUCAUUUCAUAAUUAAAUCAUGUUAACAUGAAAAAGAAAUAUUUUAUUCAUUAAAACAUUGUUGUGUAUAUUUUCUAGAUAAUCAUUUUGUAGUUGAAGUGAUUUUCCUAAUUUAUUUGAAGGAAAGAAAAACUUGGUUUAUGCGAAAGUUGUGAAAUAUAACAAAAAAUAUAGUUAUCAUUAUAUAGUAAAAUAUGUGGCGUAAAUUAUCCUGCAACUUUAUGGAAUUAAAUCUGGAUAUUACUCUUGGUGGGGGCCAAUCAUUUAGGUGGACAAAAUUAGACAUUGGUCAUUGGAUUGGAGUGAUAGAAAACUCAGUUUUCUCUUUAAAACAAGAUGAAAAUGGUAAUUUAUUGUAUUUUGUACAUAGAUCUUUAAACAAAGGAUCAAACAUUGACUGUGAUAGUUUACCAUCAAAAAGGCGAAAAAAGACAAAAAAGGAACCAGUGUACAAUUCUUCACAAGACUCAUCUUAUUUUGAAAGUAGUUUAAAAGAUUAUUUUAACCUAGAUAUCAAGUUAAUGGAUUAUUAUAAUGUGUGGAGUAAAGCGGAUGAAAACUUUAAGAAGGUCUCAGAAGGAUACAACGGUAUCAGAAUAUUACGCCAACCUCCUGUAGAGAAUCUUUUUUCUUUCAUAUGUUCAGCUAAUAACAACAUACCCAGAAUUACAAGUAUGGUGGAAAAGUUAUGUUCAAACUAUGGAGAGAAAAUUGCUGAAUGUGAGGGAAAAUUAUUUUAUACUUUUCCAGCAAUUAGACGUUUAGCUCAAGAUGAUGUGGAAGCCAAAUUAAGAGAACUGGGUUUUGGUUACAGAGCUAAAUACAUUGCACAAACUGCUAAAUAUUUACAUGAAAAAAAGCCUGAUAAUUGGUUUACAAGUUUGAGAAAUAUGCCAUAUGAGAAAGCUCACGAAGAAUUGCAAGCUUUACCUGGAGUUGGAGCUAAAGUUGCUGAUUGCGUUUGUCUCAUGUCUCUUGAUAAAUAUAAUGCUAUUCCAGUUGAUACCCAUAUUUGGCAAGUGACUGUUAAAGAUUAUUUGCCCCAUCUUAAGAAUGCUAAAGCGUUAACAAAUAAAAUAUAUCAACAAAUAGGUGAUUUUUACAGAGAAAGAUUUGGAGAUUACGCUGGAUGGGCAAACACAGUAUGUAUGCUGCAUUAUUUCUAUUUCAGGGUUCAAGUUGUCAGAUCUAAAAGUGAAUAUGCCUAUGCUAUUUGACAUGAUAUGAUGACUGGUCUUGUUUGCUGCUGAUUUAAAGAUGUUCAAGAAGUAAUAAGAUUUCUCAAGAAUGAUAUUUGCAAUGAAGUAUUAAGAAUGAUAUUUGCAGCCAAAACAGUACUUUAGGUUUUACAGAAGAACAAAUUUUAUCCUAACAUUUGUAAUGUACAAAUUAAAGUAUUAAAUCUAAGAAGUAUUUGUUGUUA
Parasteatoda tepidariorum (common house spider) is the source of this 1539-nucleotide messenger RNA. RefSeq names its product 8-oxoguanine DNA glycosylase (gene Ogg1). The record is from RefSeq and is a predicted model, not a curated record. Gene Ontology annotation, biological process: base-excision repair, AP site formation; nucleotide-excision repair; base-excision repair. Lineage: Eukaryota; Metazoa; Arthropoda; Arachnida; Araneae; Theridiidae. Gene Ontology annotation, molecular function: 8-oxo-7,8-dihydroguanine DNA N-glycosylase activity; damaged DNA binding. Gene Ontology annotation, cellular component: nucleus.